Pollicipes pollicipes is the source of this 1127-nucleotide messenger RNA. Its product is annotated as protein LSM12 homolog. The record is from RefSeq and is a predicted model, not a curated record. The coding region runs from base 35 to 586 and encodes 183 amino acids. Lineage: Eukaryota; Metazoa; Arthropoda; Thecostraca; Pollicipedomorpha; Pollicipedidae. The transcript is spliced from 5 exons.
UAUCACUGGGAAACCAAAGUGGAGCUGGGGGAAGAUGGCUGAUGAGGGCGAUAUCAUUGGUGUCGGGAGUACUGUGUACUGCAAGAAUUGUUUCGACGAAGAAAUAACGGGAGAAGUUAUUGCGUUUGAGAGGCAGACGAAGUUUCUGGUUUUGAAACGGCCGCCAACGAACGGCCGACCUACCCAGUGUGAUGUGCUGUUCCUGAAUCUGAACACUGUCAAGGAUUUAAAGAUCACCAAGGAGGUUAACAGUCCCACGGAGCUUACGCUUCAGAACCUGGACAUGAACUUGUUGUCCGCCCGGAAGGAGGCGGAACUGGAGAAGAAGCGGCGUCUGGUGGCGGCCAUCAAGGCCAACGUGUCAGACGAGGGUCGCGACCUCUUUGCACACAUCGCCAAGACUCUGGAAGAGAUCCAGUGGAGCGGCACCGACAUCGUGGUGAUGAACCAGGUCACCAUCAAGGCGCCCUACCAGACGGCCAACAUGGCCGGCCAGACCGAUAGCCAAGCCUACCAAUACGUCUCCAAAAUUGUCGAGAAGUUCAACAACGAGCGGAGUUCGUCAGCAGCAUCGCCAAGCCAAUAGAGUACCAUAACCCAACCCUGGUAUCAGUGCAUUAUUUAUGUUCGGCUGCCUAGUGUGAAUGUUUCCAGCCUCCGCAAUGCGCGAUGUAAAACAGGCCCGCUCCAUUAAAUCCUGAAGCGAUGAGGUUGUCGAGAAAUUAGGCCAAAGCGGGUACGAGACAGCUUUUAAUUUAAAAUUUCGUUGACUGUUUGCGUGGUGUGAAUGCUGCGCGCGGCGUCGUGGCGCGCAAGAGUCGGCGGUCGGCCGAGGUGUCGUUUGUAUUAUUUUAUAAGGGUGUUCGUGGGUGGCGCUGUGCGGUGGUGUUGCCGCGGGGCACCAGCCGGACCGCGCGCCCCUCCCCUCCCCCUGCCGUGGCGGCAUUUAGUAUACAGAGCAGCCGCCCCCGCCCGAUCCUCCGGCGGGGACGCGUGCUCAGGAGGCCUAGGUCCGCCCGGCAGGUCACAGUUUUGUACUCGGCACACUCAGCUCAAGCAAAUUGAACGUGUCUGAGAGCGAAGUCGUGCGUGAGCUGGCGCGGAGAGAAUACACUCCCGGAGGUGAC